Schistocerca piceifrons (Central American locust) is the source of this 1358-nucleotide messenger RNA. RefSeq lists its product as uncharacterized. Gene Ontology annotation, biological process: signal transduction; regulation of membrane potential; chloride transmembrane transport. The transcript has 11 exons. The record is from RefSeq and is a predicted model, not a curated record. Gene Ontology annotation, molecular function: extracellular ligand-gated monoatomic ion channel activity; neurotransmitter receptor activity; chloride channel activity. Gene Ontology annotation, cellular component: synapse; membrane; neuron projection. NCBI's taxonomy places the organism in Eukaryota, Metazoa, Arthropoda, Insecta, Orthoptera, Acrididae. Bases 102 to 1358 code for a protein of 418 amino acids.
CGGCCGCAGAAGCCGGCUGGGCUGCAGUGCGAGCUGCGCACCGCCGCCACCACCCACAGGGUACACGGAGAGGGCGGGGCCGACUGCUCCCAGACGUCACUAUGGCUGCCGCUGAGUGUCCGGCGGCGGUGCGGCUCGCCGGAUUAGCGACGGUGCUGCUGCUGCUGCUGCCAGGCGUGAGAGCCAUCACUGGAGAGUCUGAGAUCCUGGAGCGUAUUCUGAACCCCACCAAGUACGACCGCAACGUGAGGCCGCCAGCAGAAAACGGCACAGGGGGACCGGUCGAUGUCAAAAUAGAUCUCCUCCUCCGCAGGCUGUUGGCAGUCAGCGAAGCUAAUAUGGACUUCACUGCCCAGCUGACGGUGGUUCUGACGUGGCACGACCCCCGCCUCAGGUACGACGACAUGGACACGGGACGCCGGCGGUUCGUGACGCUGACGGAGGUGAGCCGCGCCUGGCAGCCAGACGUGUUCUUCAGCGAGGAGAAGCAGGGCCACGUGCACGACAUCGUCACGCCCAACGUCUACAUGCGCAUCUCACCCGACGGCCUGGUGCGCUUCAGUGUCAGGACAUCGAUGGCGUUCGCCUGUGACAUGGAUUUCCGCCGGUAUCCGAUGGACACACAGACCUGCACUAUCUCUAUGCAGAGCUACGGGUACACGGAGGAGGACCUGCGGCUGUCGUGGAGCGACCGUGACGAGGUGCACUUCGUGAAGCAGCACAGCUCCGCCGGGCUGUUCUCCAUCGCCAGCCUGCAGACCGCCGACUGCACCGCCAGGGCGCGCGGAGGUGCUGGUGGUGGCGUACCUGGCGUACGACCAGCGGUGCCGGCGGCGGGCGCGGCUGGCGGACCCGGAGGCGGCGAGACAGCAGCAGCAGCAGCAGGAGGCGGCGCCCAGCCAGGCGGCCGACACCAACUCCUCCUUCGGCAUGAAGCUGCUGUCGCAGGCGGCGGGCGCGGCGCGCGCCCCCUCGGCGGACGAGGCGGAGGCGGAGGCCGAGGGAGAGGAGAGCCGCUCGGAGGGCGGCUGGCUGCGCGCCUGGCUGGGCUCCCCGGCGGUCGGCGGCCGCCUCGACAUCGUCUGCCGCGCCGGCUUCCCCGCCGCCUUCGCGCUCUUCAACCUCACCUACUGGGCCGCCGUGCUCAACUAGCCGCCUCGCGCCGCGCCGCGCUCCCCCGCGCGGCGAUCCUUCCUACCACGCACGUCUCUCACCUGAGAGACCGAGCACCAGAGACAUCACAGCCAGUACCAAGGCAGUAUAAGGAUGAAGCACCAGAGACAUCACAGCCAGUACCAAGGCAGUAUAAGGAUGAAGUCAGCAACCACGGCAAACAGAUAUCACUUGGCAGUGGCUGA